AUAACACAAAUUUUUCAACAACAUCAUAAAUAGUGUUAAUCUUUCUGCAAUUCGAUUUUAUCAAAAGAUAGAUCCAUGCUUGUGUUAGAUUCAACCGUUAAGUUGUUAAUUAUUCAACACAUUUCGAUUAAGCUUUAGAAAACAACAGAAAUGAUGUUGAUAUGGAAUCAGAACAGCAUAUAGUACGUUAUUAGAAUAGCUAAUAUCUGCUUUGUUCUACUUAAUGUCAACAAAAGUAAAUAGAUAUUUUAUCUUCAUCUGAAGAACCAUGAAUUUUGUCGUGAAAAAAACACUGAGCCUUUUUCGUAUUAUUGACAGAAUAAUAAAUUAUUCGAUAUUAGCCAAAAUAUUGAAAAGUUCGAAGCACCAUUUAUUAAAUCAUAACCUAUCAGGACUAAAUUAUUCUCAAACAUAUUGCCUAUUCAAAGUAUUUUGAAAACAAGAUUCAAAUUUUUUAAACUCUUUUAAUAAAAAAAUAGAACGUUUUUGCCAGUGAUUUAUGUAUUUUCUUUCUAUAUCUUUAUCGUCUGAAUAAGAUCAUUUCAUUGCUCAGAGAAAUAUGAUUGAAAAUUUCAAAUAGCUUAUAAUAAAUACGAUUAGCGAGAGUAUUAUUACCGUAAUUUUUCCACUUCGUUACAUUUAUUUUCACAUAUGAAGUAAAUUUUUCUCGAUUUUUGUAGUAACAACAUCAAACAUAAGGAAAACUACAACAACAGGUAAGCUGAAAAUAAUUAAAAUGAAAAUUAAUUAAAAUAAUAUUCUUAUGAAAUUUCAAGUAACAACCACAACAUCAACAAGUUCAAGUAGAAAUACGAUUCGAAUCUUUCAUAUUUUACUUCUUUUUUUUUUUAUUUGUCUUUUAUUUAAAAGCUACGACGACGAGUACAACAAGCACAACGAGUACAACAACAUCUUCAACUACAACUUCAUCAACAAGCACAACAACAUCAACAACAUCAACAACUUCAAGCACGAGCACAUCAACAACAUACACUGGAAGUUCAACAAUCUCUAAUACUUGUCAGUCAUUUAAUGAUAAAUAAUUACAUGUUUAAAAUGUCAUUAAUUAUUUUAGGUAACGAUCUUCAGUGGAAUCAAACAGGUGCGGUUGUUGUUAAUCAAUUUAAGAAUGCAGCUGCCUUAUAUAUUGGUACAAAUGAUACUCUAUAUGUUUCUGACGCCGGUAACAAUCAUGUUCAACAAUGGAGUCAAUGUGCAACAAGUGCCGAGACAAUAGCUGGUAGCAAUACUAGUAAUUCGGGUUCAACUUCGACUUUGUUUGACAGUCCUGAUGACAUUACUUUUGACAAAUAUGGAUAUAUGUAUGUAGCUGAUCAUAAUAAUCAUCGUGUACAACGCUUUCCUCCGAAUUCUAAUAUUGGUACAACGGUUGCUGGAACUGGAACUAAAUCAGGUGCAUUAACAGAUUUAGAUCAUUUAGCAGCGAUUGAUGUUGAUGACAAUUUAAAUAUUUAUAUUGCUGAUAUACAUAAUGAUCGAAUCGUCAAAUGGGCUUCGAACGCAACUAGUGGUACUGUUGUAGUUAGUAACAGUCUCAUCGAUAAAUCCUAUGACAUCCUACUUUCACCUAGUUCAUCAAAUCAAGUCUAUACAAGUAAUUCAGACAAAGAUAAAGUAUAUAUAUGGACAUUUGGUAAUAAUAGUCCAACAUCAACUCUUAGUCAAGUCAAUGCUACUAAAAAUGCUCUUGCCAAGCCGAAAGGCAUGGUUUUUGAUCCAUAUGGUAAUUUGUAUGUGGUCGAUUCGGAUAAUGAUCGAGUGGUGAUGUAUUGUGCCAAUUCAGCAGUUGGCAUUGUGGUCGUUGGAGGUAGCAGUACAACACCUGAUCUUGAUAAACCAACAGCUGUUGCCUUAGAUUCAAAUCUUAAUUUGUAUGUGGCCAUUAGUGGUGGCACUAAAGUAGCUGAAUUUGCUCGGCUAUGA
Molecule: messenger RNA, 1944 nt
Organism: Rotaria sp. Silwood1
Lineage: Eukaryota; Metazoa; Rotifera; Eurotatoria; Philodinida; Philodinidae
Source: the annotation of a GenBank genome assembly